UUAACGGGUUUCCGGCGAGUCGGGAACGAAUCUGCAACCUUACCAUAAAGACCCCGCCCGUUGGUUGGCCCAGACAAAAUUUUCAUUUCUGAAAAAAUAAAACAAGAAGAAAAUCAACCCAAAUUCAAAAAAUCAUAUCACGAUUGUGCAAGUAAAUGGAGAAGAUAUGCGUAGCAGUUAGGCUGAGGCCAUCAGUAAGCCAGGAAUCAGUUAGUGGAUUUCACUGGAAAGUUGAAAGCAAUCGCAUUUCGCUGCACAGAUCUCACGGGACUCCAAUUUCUGGGGUUUCCUUCGCUUUUGAUCAUGUGUUUGAUCAGGAAUGCAGUAAUGGGAGGAUUUACGAGUUUCUGACGAAGGACAUAAUUAGUGCUGCAGUAGAUGGGUUUAACGGAACUGCAUUUGCAUAUGGGCAGACAAGCAGUGGGAAAACUUUUACCAUGAAUGGUUCAGAAAAUGACCCAGGAAUCAUCCAAAGAGCUACAUCUGAUAGGGAGUUUUUGGUUCGAGUUUCCUACAUGGAAAUUUACAAUGAAGACAUUAAUGAUCUUUUUUCCGUGGAGAAUCAAAAACUUCAAAUUCACGAAAGCCUGGAGCGAGGAGUAUUUGUGGCUGGUCUGAGGGAGGAAAUCGUGAACAGUGCUGACCAAGUGCUUAAUCUUAUCCAACUAGGAGAAGCUAAUAGGCAUUUCGGUGAUACCAACAUGAAUGCACGCAGUAGUAGAUCGCACACUAUAUUUAGGAUGGUAAUUGAAAGCAAAGGAAAGGACAACAAGUGUAGAGAUGGUUCGAGUUCAGAUGAUGCUAUCCGUGUCUCUGUCCUGAAUUUAGUUGAUUUAGCUGGAUCCGAAAGAGUAGCUAAAACUGGAGCAGGAGGAGUACGUUUGAAGGAAGGCAAACAUAUUAACAAGAGCUUAAUGAUUCUUGGUAAUGUGAUCAACAAAUUGAGCGAGGGUGGAAAGCAAAGGGGUCACAUUCCAUAUCGUGAUAGUAAGCUCACUCGCAUUCUUCAACCUGCCCUUGGGGGAAAUGCGAAGACUUCAAUUAUUUGCACUUUGGCACCGGAAGAGAUUCACAUAGAGGAAACAAAAGGGACACUUCAGUUUGCUAGCAGAGCUAAGCGGAUUACAAACUGCGUUCAAGUGAAUGAGAUACUGACAGAUGCUGCUUUAUUGAAGCGACAAAAACUAGAAAUUGAGGAAUUGCGGAGGAAACUUCAGGGGUCUCAUGCAGAAAUAUUGGAGCAACAAAUCUUGAAACUUAGGAAUGACAUGCUCAAGUAUGAAUUGGAACGGGAGAAGCUUGCUGCACAAUUAGAAGAAGAGAGGAGAUCACACAAAGUACGCGAUGAUUGCAUUAAGGAGCAACAAAUGAAAAUUGACAAUCUUAGCAAUCUGGUCACUUUGUCAGACUCUGAUCGAAGCUCUUUCCAUGAUGGUGUUGAAGAACAGCGCUUAGAUGGAAGUAUCAAUAGUAACAGCAUGCGACCAAAAGAUGCUUUUAGUACCCCAUGUUUUAAAGCACCUCCCAAUGUAUUUGUUGCUAAGAGGUCAGACUACUCGAGGCAACCAGAGUGUAGCCCACUUCCUGAUACAUUUGAUGAUUUUGCUGAUGAAGAUACAUGGAUGAAGCUGAACAAAGGCUUUGUAACCGACCUUGACUCGCUUCAUAUGACUCCCGCAAGGAAAGUCCAAUCAUUUCCGAUUAGCGAGGACUGCACGGAGAAUUACACUCAAGAGAAGCAAAACCUUCACAGACAGCUGAAACUUAUCAUGGAGGAAAGAGAUGAAUUAAAGAACUUUGUGGUGGAUGAGAAAUCUGAAACUGGGCAUGUUCUCUCUACUACAAGUGAAGUUGGGAACUCCUUGUUCUCAACUUUAGAGUCUCAUCUAGCUAUGGCUAUGGAUGACAAGAGGCUUUCCCUCUUGAAUGUCCAUUCCGUUCGAGAACAAUGCAACAUACUCCAUCAGAAGUUGAGUGUUGCAGUUUCUUCCUUAGUAUUAUCAAACCAAUCAACCUUAGCCGGUGAAGACAAGAAUGUUUCUGUUUGCGGCAGCAAAAUUAAGGGCACUUUGGGAGGACAGAUUGCUUGUUGGAAACAGGCAUUGGAAAAUGACAUGAACACGAUAAGUCAGAGGUGUUCUGACUUGGGGAAAGAGUUGGAAUUUACUAACCAGCUUCUUAAGGUUUCUGAAGGAAAAUACCGUAGCUUGGAGACUGAAUUCCGUCUUCUACAAGAAGAUCGAGAUGCUGCACUUGAUAAGAUCUCUAAUUCUUCUGCAAUGCUCGAACAAAUUUCUAGCCAGAAGGAUAAAGCUUUGAAGGAUCUGAAUAUUGAGUUGCAGAGGAAGAAAAAACUCGAAGAAGAGAUCAAACAGUUUAGCAAUGCUUUCGCAUGCCGGCAGAGGUCAAUAAUGUCCUUCCACAGUGAGUUCAAAUCCAUUCUUGAUGUCACCAAGGCUCACAAUCCAACUCUGCUAUCCAAGUCUCAUGGAUAAUAUUUCCGGCAUGCAAAACGACUGAUUGAUUGUUUUUCUUAUGUUAUGUAACUUGUUAACUAACUUGACAUAUUUAAGGUGCAUUUGUGCAUGUUGUCUACACAAAUGUGUGUGCGUUUUAGGCCCUUUUCACAAAUUGGUCUCUUGAUUUUAUUGUAAACUCGUGUGUUUGUUGCGUUGAGCUUUUCAUUUUUAUUGUGCUCAACUUUUUAAUGUACUAAAUGUCAAGUAUUCGGCCCUUGUGGCUGCCGUGUACUUGAACAAUUUGUUUCUAUUUAUAAUAUUCUGCCGUUUC
Striga asiatica is the source of this 2790-nucleotide messenger RNA. Lineage: Eukaryota; Viridiplantae; Streptophyta; Magnoliopsida; Lamiales; Orobanchaceae. The record is from the annotation of a GenBank genome assembly.